CGACGAGUCAGUAUAGACCAGGACCCUAUGGAGGUGCUCCGUCUCAAUUUGGAGGACAGCAGCCUCAGUUUGGAGGUACAUUUACGUCGUCGAGUACAUCAAACUACAACGGUCAACAGGUGAACCAGUUCUCUACUUCCUCCUCAUCUAGUUCCAACAAUAAAAAUUUGAUGCUGACCAGUUAUGGUCCUGCAGCUGGAGCUGGUUUGCACUCUCAGCACAACAUGACGGCGGGAGGACCAAAUAACAACUUUAUGGGAGGAUAUGCUCAUCCUGCGUCACAACAACAUCCCGCCAGUGUGAUGCAGAGUCCAGCCCCUCCGAAAUCGAGUUUCAACUUUCGACAAGGUCAACAAGGUGGCAUAACUGGCAUGAAUUCCAAUCCCCCAGCACCAGGCGCUGGCCCACAAGUUGCGCCUCCACGAACACCAGUGAGAA
This is a messenger RNA of Amoebophrya sp. A25, 438 nucleotides long. Lineage: Eukaryota; Dinophyceae; Syndiniales; Amoebophryaceae. The record is from the annotation of a GenBank genome assembly.